This is a messenger RNA of Lathyrus sativus (Indian pea), 840 nucleotides long. Lineage: Eukaryota; Viridiplantae; Streptophyta; Magnoliopsida; Fabales; Fabaceae. The record is from the annotation of a GenBank genome assembly.
AUGGAGCAGAUUCAACAAGAGCAAGCUACCUUCAGGGAAGAGUUGGAUUCUAUGAAAGGAAAGAUUGACCAGAUCCUCGAAGCCAUCCUCACGGCCAGGAGAGAGGAAGAACAACGCGAAGCCGCUGCUGUCGUCAACAAUGGUCAAGGACAAGGGUCUACUGCCAUCCCUUUGGUUCCAAUUCCAAAUUCUCAUGGGAUGCCGUUGAACUUCAACAACGCAGUCGAAGGAAACACUUCUCAGCCAAUCCCAGCGCCUGGAGUUACUGUUGGAGUUGUCCCGCAGGCCCAGCCUACUGCUGUGCAAAUCCCGGUUCCUCAUAUCGAAGAUACUCUGAUGGAUCAGUAUGACGAUGUUCAGAAUUAUCAUGCUGCUAUCCCCAUUGCCAGUCCUGUUGCUGCUCAGGAUUCUGAAGCCAUGAAGAUGUGCCGAGAUCUAGCCGAGAAACUCCGAGCCAUGGAGGGGCAUAAUUCAAAUUCUUUCAGUGCUUUGGAAUUGUGUUUGGUGCCUGAUGUCGUCAUUCCUCCCAAGUUCAAGGUGCCCGAAUUCUCGAAGUACAAGGGUCUCAGUUGCCCAAACAUUCAUUUGAAGAUGUCCUGUCGCAAGAUGGCUGCCUAUGCCAGAGAUGAAAAGCUCAUGAUCCAUUGCUUCCAAGACAGCUUGUCUAGGGCAUCACUCGAAUGGUAUAUGCAGCUAGAACGUAACAGCGUGCGCACUUGGGCCGAGCUAGCCGAUGCAUUUGUCAAGCAGUAUAAGUACAACACCGAUCUUGCUCCAAAUCGUACUCAGCUUCAGAGUAAGACUCAGAAGGAUAUUAGUUGUGUCCCUACUAUAUCCUAA